Messenger RNA from Juglans regia (Persian walnut), 1697 nucleotides. Its product is annotated as flavanone 3-dioxygenase 3. Lineage: Eukaryota; Viridiplantae; Streptophyta; Magnoliopsida; Fagales; Juglandaceae. Bases 177 to 1238 code for a protein of 353 amino acids. The transcript has 3 exons. The record is from RefSeq and is a predicted model, not a curated record.
ACAAUCACUAUCUCAAUCAAGAGAUCCAUUGUAACUGUACUGCCAAGCAAGGUGGGUCUAAUGCCAUUUCAUUAGUUCCUACUCUGGCUUAUAAAUAGAGGACCCCUCUAUUUCAACCAGUUCAUUCCAAAGAAGAAAAAGCAAGAGAGAGAGAGAGAGAGAGAGAUAGUGAGAGAAUGGAAGGUGCUACUUCAUUUACAAGUGUAAUGACCCUUACCCAAUUGGGGGUACCUCAUGUGCCUCAACGCUAUAUUCUUCCUUCCUCACAACGCCCAAACCCCGACCAUAUUAAGAACCCGUCUACCAACCUUCCUAUCAUAGACCUUUCCUCUUUACAGCAUCCUUCUCUUCGAUCUCAAACGAUGGAUGAGAUUCGGAUUGCUAGUAAGGAGAUAGGGUUCUUUCAGGUGAUUAAUCAUGGAAUUCCCCCAUCAGUCAUGAAAGAUUCCCUAGAUGCUGCAACCGAGUUCUUUAACUUGCCCCUUGAGGAGAAAAUGCUUCAUGCAUCAGCUAAUGUUCACGAUCCAGUUAGGUAUGGGACAAGUUUAAAUCAUGAUAAGGAUGAAAUUCACUUUUGGAGGGACUUCAUCAAACAUUACUCCCAUCCAAUUUCCAAUUGGAUCCAUCUAUGGCCAUCGAACCCUCCAAGCUACAGGGAAAAGAUGGGCAACUAUGCGGAAGCUGUUCAAGUGCUACAAAAGCAACUCACGGAAGUUAUCCUAGAAAGCUUAGGGCUAAACCCUAACUACUUACAAGACGAUGUUGAGAAUGGCACACAAGUCCUUGCUGUGAACUGCUAUCCAGCAUGUCCUCAACCAAAGCUUACGUUAGGCAUUCCACCUCACUCAGACUAUGGCUCCCUAACCAUUUUACUUCAAAGCUGUCCAGGCCUUCAAGUCAUGGACCACAACAAGAACUGGCUCUCAGUUCCCGCUGUUGAAGAAGGUCUUAUAGUACAGUUUGGAGACCAACUGGAAGUAAUGAGCAACGGUCAAUACAAGAGUGUCAUUCAUCGGGCAACUGUUAGUUCGGAGAAAAAGCGGUUUUCAAUAGCAAGUCUUCACAGUUUUGCUAUGGACAAAAAAAUGGGGCCGGCAGAGAAACUUGUGGACUUAGAGCAUCCAGCGUUUUAUAAGGAAUUCAGCUUCAAAGAUUUUCUGGAUUACUUCUCAAACAAUGAUGUCAUUAAUGGUCAAAGGUUCAUAGAUACAUUGAAGAAGAAUCCCAUGAAACAGUGAGGCAGCAUUUAAGAGAUAUCUUGCAUUCCCUGCUUCCUUUCUAUUUUCAUCAAUCUAGUUUGCUUACCUUCUCUCUCUCUCUCUUCUGUUUCGGUUUUUAGUAUUAUGUAUAAUUAAGUGGUUUUUGUUUUGAUUACUCUCCCUGCUUGUGCAUGCUGAUCAAACAUUAUCAUAAAGUAAUAAAGUUUAUGGAUGGUCUUUUUAUAUUUAUAUUUUGUUUGUUUACGAUUGCCUCCAAGUUUCUGUUCACAUUAAAGUCAGAAUUUAAUUUAAUUACAGUCUUUUUUUUUUUAAGUUAUCAGGUCUAUAAGCGCUGCACUACAAGAGUUGACACCUAAAAAUCCACUCAAAAGAAAUCAUUGAAGUGAUCAUAUAGUUUCACUUCUAUAUAAUAAAAGUGCUAGUCUUACUAUAGCCUUUUCCAUCGCACUUCUACUUGCAGCACAAAUGAAGUAUAAA